Messenger RNA from Halteromyces radiatus, 474 nucleotides. RefSeq lists its product as uncharacterized. The transcript has a single exon. The record is from RefSeq and is a predicted model, not a curated record. The coding region runs from base 7 to 279 and encodes 90 amino acids. Lineage: Eukaryota; Fungi; Mucoromycota; Mucoromycetes; Mucorales; Cunninghamellaceae.
CUUACAAUGAUGAUUUGCCGUGCCUUUUUAUUCCUGUCCUUGAUUCUUUUCAUUGGUUUUGUCAGUGGCGUCCCUGUCAGUAAAGAGACCGAAGACCAUUUAUCAAUUCUAUCACGUCGGUCUGUUGAUACACGCUUAUCUUCACGCUAUAUAGUAGGAGGACCCAAUCCGCUUUGCAGUCUAUUGGAUGCCCUCCCUCCUCCUGGAGAUAAUCUGAAAGGUAUUUUGGGUUGUGUCCCAGUGACAAAAAAUGAAAAUGAGCCGCCAGAUCAAAAAUAAGCCCAAGCAGCAUCUGGAACAGGAUCAGGAGGACAAUCUGGAGGAGCAACUGCUAACGGAGCAACUAGCCCUUAAGGCACUAGUGACAAGAUUAAUUAAAUUUGCAAAAAGAUAUCAUUUCUUUAUCCUUUAUUAUGUUUUUUAUUCAAUGAUUCAUCAUCGUUAAAAUAAAUUGUUUUAUUGUCCAAGUAAAAA